UAACAGAACUGCGACAUAUGAAAUGCGCGUAGGUUGGAGAUGUAUUUGCACUUCACUCGAUAUAAAAAGGACCUGGACAUUUCAAUUCCGUCACACACUUGUUUCCUUUCGUUCCGUAAGACAUUAUUUUCUAUAGCAUUAGAGAUGACAAUGAAGAAAUUCGAGCUUUUCGUUUUCGUGUUGGCCGCCUUUUUGGUGGUUUCCACUUCUGCAUUGCCACGAGUCGCUCGCAGUGCUCCGCAAUGUCCGGCGAAUGACGUAGGAACCGCUGUUUUCUUUCCAGAUCCGACUAACUGCAAAAACUAUUACAUGUGCUCGUGGGGUGUUGCCCAUUUGAAAUCGUGUCCUGACGGUUUGUAUUGGAACAAGGCCCUCAACGUCUGCGAUUUCGCCAGCAAUGUCAUUUGCUAGUUGAAGGUACGAGUGGAGAAGAACGACGUCCACGAGCGACCUGUAUUUACCGCUCAAAAAAUCUAUUGUUUAUGACGUCGAUUCAAUACAAUAAGAAGUUUGCAUCAGAA
This is a messenger RNA of Daphnia magna, 521 nucleotides long. RefSeq lists its product as uncharacterized. The coding region runs from base 40 to 411 and encodes 123 amino acids. Gene Ontology annotation, molecular function: chitin binding. The record is from RefSeq and is a predicted model, not a curated record. NCBI's taxonomy places the organism in Eukaryota, Metazoa, Arthropoda, Branchiopoda, Diplostraca, Daphniidae. The transcript is spliced from 3 exons. Gene Ontology annotation, cellular component: extracellular region.